AUGCAUCUGCGCAACUACGGCGAGGUGGGUUCAUCGAGGGUACAAGGCCGUGAGCCACCAGCGUCAUCAGACAAGCCUUCUCUUGCGCUCCCUUGGCAGGCCGAGCCUACGUGCGACUUGUGGAAGGUGAUGGGCUUGAAAGCUGGGGUUGGCUAUGGGUGGUGCCGGCUUGGGCCUUGGGUAGACUCGGAACUCGGUGCGGACUCUGCGACAUAUCUUCUUCCUUCAUCAUUUCCCUCCCUCAAGCAUCGUGGACGGACGGACAAGUAUGCGCAUCACGGCGAAAAGCCGCGAGGCACGCGAUUGAUGGAUCUUGAAGUAUGGGGAACGACGCCAGCGCAACACGAUCUACCCAACUACCACGGCACAACAGGGCCGAGAGAGGAUGACUUUCUUGAUGCGACAAGCAGAUGGCAGCAGGAUUUGCCUUAG
This is a messenger RNA of Plenodomus lingam JN3, 432 nucleotides long. RefSeq lists its product as uncharacterized. NCBI's taxonomy places the organism in Eukaryota, Fungi, Ascomycota, Dothideomycetes, Pleosporales, Leptosphaeriaceae. The record is from RefSeq and is a predicted model, not a curated record.